Messenger RNA from Funneliformis caledonium, 1440 nucleotides. The record is from the annotation of a GenBank genome assembly. NCBI's taxonomy places the organism in Eukaryota, Fungi, Glomeromycota, Glomeromycetes, Glomerales, Glomeraceae.
AUGGACAUCAAGCAUAAUGAAAAUGAAGAAAUUACGAACUUUUGGAAUGUUUAUGACGUGGAUUUAGUGCAUCAAAAAAUUUCGCAGUUCCUUACCUCGUAUAUCUACGAGUUAAUUUCGAAAGCCGAUCAGGAUGGUAGAAAUAAUCCGGAUAUAGCUUCAAGAAUCUGCUAUAAUUUUGCAUCAUCGAAUAAUUGUCAAAAUCCAAAUUGUCGAAUGUAUCACAUAGUUCCAACACCAUUACUUUUAUUCCAGCGCCUGAAACUUGCGAGACUCCAAUAUACAGUGGUGCGACAGUUGGAUGUAUUAUGCCGUUAUGAGCUUCAUAAUGAAGAGAUAAAUAAUUCACAAAAGUGGUGGGCUGAAACUCUGGUUAAAUGUCAUAUGUGUUAUCAAUCACCUCAGACAAGCUGUCCAGAAGUUACUCGUAUGGUUCUGAACAAACUUUCUGUCCACAUCCGUGAUGAUCUUAUCAAUGACGUUUACAAGAUAUGGUUAUUUAAUGUGUCCAAGGAUGCCGAUAACUUUGAAGUAAUGUUAAAACGCUUGUUUGUUAUUCAGCAGCUUCAGGACAAAAAGAUCAUUGAUGAAUUUUAUCAGGAGAUGUCGAAAACAAAAAUUCUUUCACACCCUAGCUAUCUGCCCGUAGGUUUUGAAUAUUAUUGUGGAAUUUAUCAAAUGAUCCCGGUUGGAAGGCAUCUCGCGCUAUUUUUCUCAUUUCUUCACACUAAUAAAGUGAUCCACGCGAUUACAAGCUCAGGGGCGUUUAUUAAUUAUGCUAUAAAAAAUAUUGAAAAGGUCAAUCUGGCAUCAUCUGAUGCUCUUGGUGAACUUGCGUUUCUCAUGGAAUUUACGACAUCUUUGAUUUUUGCAGUUGGUCAAGAGUAUUGCGAUUUUUGCCUUCCUCGAUCUUAUCUGAUAAAUUACUUUGAUGUAUUCACCGUGAAUCCUCUCAUUCCGGGACGAACUAUUUAUAGCAGAAAAAAUUAUUUAUCUGUAAUCAAUAAUUCCAUUGAUCAAGUUCAACAGCUUCUGGACUUACUUUUUUGCAAGGAAGAGAUUUACUUGCCGAUUAUCCUUCGACUAUUACGACUUUUGGUCCUUAUCAACCUAAAUGAAACCACUUUUACGCAAAAGAUUCUUAAUCUCUUCAAACACUUUUUCAGCAAAAACAAAAUCUUUUCUAUAAAAAUCAAAACAUACCUAGAAGAGAAUCGUUUGGUACGCCUUGUGGCCGUUCUGCAUAAUGAUCUCCGGGAGAUGCGCUGUGACUCCUUGGUUAUCGUUCGUUACCAAAGUAAUAGCAUAUCGAAAUUCGCUUACUUUGAAAAAUAUGAUGGUAUCAAAAACCUCACAUACAAUUCUAUUGGGAAAUUUCGUUCUUCCCUUCGGAAAAUCAUAUCCUCCGCUACCGGCAUCCCAGUAGAUCAACUCAUUUGA